AUGGUAGAUGAAGAAUUACAUUUUAAAACUAUUUUGAGGAGGAAGAAUGCUGCAAAAGCCAGAAUUUAUAGAAAGAGUGUUAUUGAUGACAAGAAAUCUAAGAGGUUGAAAACUGCUCUAAAAGAAAACGGUACAUUUGAUAAAAGACGCGGCAAUGACUCAACAGCUUUGAGGAUACCACUAUCAGAACUUUCGCCAAACAUACUAAAUGACGGUCGUGGUAUAGCCAACGUUGAAGUAAGUCGUCAACUUCAUUCGUCCUUAAAGACUAAGCCAAGUACCAAUAAUAAUAUCAGAUCAAAAAGGAUAUCAAGCAGAAACAUUACCAAAUUAGGAGUUAACUUAUCUAAGAGGUUUGACAAUACAUUUGCUGCAACAAUAUCAAACCAAGAUCCAAUACCAGAAUUGCAACUCAAUGAGCUUUUUGCAUCUGAUAGUGGAGACGAUAAUAUGAAUGAUGAAUUUGACGGUUACAGUUCAACAACAAAUUCAAGUUUUGAUGAAGAUGAAAUGUCUAAUGGAACAGAUGCUAUGGAAACUUUUGAAAUUACAUCAGGAGGGUAUUAUGAUAUAGGGGAUCCUGCCAUGGAAUGUCAAUAUUGUGGUGCAAAUAUGUGGUAUUCGGAAAGGAAAAACAAAUGUCGUCAUCCGUCCAAUCCUAAAUUUUCCAUGUGUUGUGGAUCAGGAAAAGUUCAGUUACCUCUGUUAAAACCCGGUCCUAAAGUUCUACAACAUCUGUUGUUUGACAACGAAUCAUGUGAAUCAAAAAAUUUCCAACAACAAAUUCGAAUGUACAACGUUAUGUUUGCAUUUACAUCUCCCGGUGCGAAAGUGGACAAUCGAUUUAACAACGGUAGAUGCCCUCCCAAUUUUCGUAUCCAAGGUCAAUCAUGUCACCGAAUAGGAAGCAUGUUACCGAUGCCAGGUCAAAAUCCACGAUUUGCACAACUAUAUGUUUAUGACACUGAGAAUGAAAUUGAAAAUAGAAUGCAUGGAUUCAGGUCAAAAAGUGGAGUUGAUGUUAAUAUUGUGAGAAAACUAUCUGAAAUGUUAUAUGAACAUAAUGUUCAUGCACAAUCAUUUCGCAUGGCAAGGGACAGACUUUGUGAAGAAGGUGUUUCUGAUUUAAAACUUCGUUUAAUAUCUGAACGAAGAAAUGAUGGAAGGAUAUAUAAUCAACCAACUGUAUCCGAAGUAGCUGCUUUAAUUGUUGGAGAUGUCGACACUGCAGAAAAAAGAGACAUUAUAGUGCAAAAACAAUGUGGCAAACUUCAAAGGAUAGAUGAGUAUCAUACCAGUUAUUUAGGAUAUCAGUACCCAUUAUUAUUUCCAUAUGGUGAGGAUGGAUAUAGACCUAAUGUGAGACACCGUGAUAAAGGGACAAAUAUUCGCCACUUCACAGACAUAACACAGUCAGAACAGAAUAAUAAAAAUAUUCCUUGGGAAGAAGCAACAAAGCGAAAUCGACUUACAAUAAGAAAGUGGUUGGCCUUUAGAAUUCAAUCAAGAUCUAAUGAAGCACAAACAUUGUUGCGAUCAAGGAGACUUUAUCAACAAUUUUUGGUAGAUGGUUUUACAAUGAUGGAAUCAGAAAGACUUAGGUGGCUUCGAAAGAAUCAGUCAAAACUGAGGGUUGGCAAGUAUCACAAUUUGAAUGAAUAUAAUUCAAAUGGAGAAACGCACGGGUCAAACACAGGUAAGAGGGUUGUGCUACCUUCUUCAUACGUUGGUAGUCGUAGAUAUAUGGAUCAACUAUACUUUGACGGAAUGGCAAUAUGCAGCUAUGUCGGAUUUCUAGAUCUUUUCAUUACAUUCACAUGUAACCCCAACUGGCCUGAAAUUCAGCGUUUGCUUGGUUCUGUUCAUCUAAAAGCAUCAUAUCGUCCUGACAUCAUUUCAAGAGUCUUUAAAAUGAAAUUUGAUGAACUUUUGUCUGAUCUCACAAAGAAAAGUCUAUUGGGGAAAGUUCUUGCAUAUAUGUAUACAAUUGAGUUUCAAAAGAGAGGAUUACCACAUGCUCACAUCUUAAUUUUCCUCCAUCCAUCUAACAAAUAUCCAACUCCAAGUGAUAUUGAUUGCAUUAUUUCAGCUGAAAUACCUGACCAAGAUACCAAUGAAGAGUUGUAUAAUUUGGUUAAAACUCACAUGAUUCAUGGCCCGUGUGGAUUUGCAAAUCGAUCUUCACCGUGCAUGAAAGAUGGAAAAUGUUCUAAAUAUUUUCCAAAACAGUUUCAGCCCAAAACAAUUGUUGAUCAAGAUGGGUUUCCGGUAUAUAGAAGAAGAGACAAUGGACAUACAGUUCUUAAGAAUGGAAUUCAAGUCGAUAACCAGAAUGUUGUUCCAUACAAUGCAAAGUUGUUGACAAAGUACCAAGCUCACAUAAACAUGGAAUGGUGCAAUCAAAGUACAUCGAUUAAGUACUUAUUCAAGUACAUCAACAAAGGUUACGACAGAAUCACCGCUGCCAUUGUACCGAAUGAUGAUGGAACUUCCAACCAGCCGCAGAAUGUUGAUGACAUCAAACAGUAUAUUGAUUGUAGGUACGUUUCUCCGAGUGAAGCAUCUUGGAGGAUAUUCUCCUUUCCAAUCCAUGGUAGAAAACCAGCUGUUGAGAGACUGUACUUUCAUUGUGAAGGUCAAAAUUCGGUAUAUUACACUGAUUUUGAUCGUAUCAAUACAGUUCUGGAAAAACCAAGUGUAACUGAAUCGAUGUUUACAUCAUGGUUCGAAGCAAAUUGCAAGUAUCCUAAAGCACAAAAUUUAACUUACAGCAAGUUUGUUUCAAAAUUUGUUUAUGUUAAGAAAAAAAGAGAAUGGAAACCCCGUCAAAAAGGUUACACAAUUGGUAGGCUUAUAUGGGUUCCUCCAACAACUGGCGAAUUGUACUAUCUUAGAUUGAUGCCCACACAUGUCAAAGCCCCCCGCAGUUAUAAUGAUAUAAAAAUAGUGAAUAACGUAAAAUAUGAUACUUUCUGGGAUGCCUGUUUUGCUAUGGGUUUUAUCGGCGAUGAUAGAGAAUUCAUUGCAGCUAUUAAAGAGGCAAAUCAUUGGGGUUCAAGUCAAUAUUUGAGAUUACUAUUUGUUCACAUGUUAUUAUCAGGCAGCAUUAACAGGCCAAGACAUGUAUGGAGUAAAACAUGUCAUCUCUUAGCUGAUGGAAUAUUAUAUGCUCAACAGCGAAUUGCAAACAAUAGAGGUUUGAGGUUGUCGGAUGAAGAGAUAAUGAAUUUAACAUUAAUUGAGAUUGAACGAAAUCUUCAAAGGAAGAGCCGAAGUCUAAAGGAAUUUGCUGGAAUGCCUUAUCCAAGUGGAUAUGUGGUUGAGCAGUUGGGAAAUAAGCUCAUAUACGAAGAGCGGAGUUACAAUCCAGCCGAACAAUUGCAAGAAUACAAUAAUUUAUUCUUAAAUCUUACAGAUGAGCAAAGAGGUGUAUUCAAGCGAAUAAUGGAAGCAGUAAACAAUCAACAAGGAGACGUAUUUUUUUUGUAUGGAUACGGUGGCACAGGGAAAACCUACAUGUGGAGAACUCUAGCUUCCUACAUAAGAUCAAAGAAACAAAUUUGUUUAACUGUUGCUUCAUCGGGCAUAGCUUCACUACUACUUCCAGGAGGUCGAACGGCUCAUUCAAUGUUCAAGAUUCCAAUACCUACAAUGGAGUCUUCUACAUGUAAUAUCGACAAAGGUAGUGAUCGUGCAAAGCUACUAAAAAUGGCAAAGUUGAUAAUUUGGGAUGAAGCUCCAAUGGCACACAGAUUUUGUUUUGAAGCGUUUGAUAAAACCCUUAAAGACAUAAUGGGGCGUUCCAAUUGUUCUGACAAAUUAUUCGGAGGGAAAGUAAUUGUAUUUGGUGGAGAAUUUCGGCAAAUAUUACCAGUUGUACCAAGGGGCAGCCGUUCAGAUAUAAUACAUUCUACAAUAAAUUUAUCAUACAUCUGGGAUCAUUGUGUUGUGCUGAAGCUUACAAAGAACAUGCGACUCCAACAAGCCGGCAAUACUUCAAGUACAUCUGAAUUAGAAUUGUUUUCUAAUUGGAUAUUAAAAGUUGGCGAUGGGAAAUUGGAAGAACCUAACGAUGGUUACACGGAUAUUCCUAUUCCAAAUGAUUUCUUAAUUUCUAACUAUGAUGAUCCACUAGAAGUCAUUGUUAGUGAAACAUAUCCGAAUUUUCUUAACAAUUACAAGAAUCCAGAAUUUUUGCAAUCAAGAGCUAUAUUGGCAGGAACAAUUGAAACGGUUGACAUCAUAAAUCAAUACGUUUUGGGAUUCAUACCAGGUGAAGAAAAGGAAUAUUUAAGUUCAGAUUCUGUAGACACUUUUGACGGUGAAGGAAAUGAAGCUUUUGAUGUUUUGACCCCGAAAUUUUUUAAUACACUUACAACUUCCGGUCUACCUAACCACAAGAUUAAAUUGAAGAUUGGGACCUCUAUUAUGUUGCUUCAAAACAUUGAUCAACCUGAAGGUCUCUGCAAUGGAACAAGGCUUAUAGUUACAAGAUUGGCAAACCACGUUAUCGAGGCAAAGAUUAUAUCUGGAAAGAAUAUUGGAGGGGUUAUCUAUAUUCCAAGAAUGGAUAUGACUCCAACACAAUCUCCGUGGCCAUUCAAAAUGACUAGAAGGCAAUUUUCCAUAACUAUAUGUUAUGCUAUGACAAUUAACAAAUCUCAAGGUCAGUCAUUGGAUUAUGUUGGAUUGUAUUUGCCUAGAAGUGUAUUUAGUCAUGGUCAAUUAUAUGUUGCAAUAUCAAGGGUCAAAAGCAAAAAAGGGCUUAAGAUAUUAAUCCAUGACAAGGAUAACCAUCCAUUGAAUUCUACAACAAACGUCGUGUUCAAAGAAGUUUUUGAAAACUUAUAG
Lathyrus oleraceus (garden pea) is the source of this 4851-nucleotide messenger RNA. RefSeq lists its product as uncharacterized. NCBI's taxonomy places the organism in Eukaryota, Viridiplantae, Streptophyta, Magnoliopsida, Fabales, Fabaceae. Gene Ontology annotation, molecular function: DNA helicase activity. Gene Ontology annotation, biological process: DNA repair; telomere maintenance. The record is from RefSeq and is a predicted model, not a curated record. The transcript has 9 exons. Bases 1 to 4851 code for a protein of 1616 amino acids.